UAUCGGUAUGCAUAUAUAUUAUGCUCCGAGACUCGCUCCCGUCAGUCAAGCAGUCUCGCACGCAAGCGACAUUACAGUGCGGUCAGAAAGCAAAUGUCAAAUAUAUUUAAAAUUUGUUGCAUGAAGGAUCCCAGCGGAUCGGUUAAGGACACUCUUGGAAAAAUGGAACACGUUAACGGUCAUUUCGUUCCCUCAAAAUGUCCUUUUAGUGGUGAAAGUGAUUUCAAAGUUGACAAUCAGAAAACAGUGAAGCCGAACCUUCGUAUAAAAGUUCCUCAACCGAUAAGACUGAAGAAUCAUCUCGUGAACGAAGAGAAUUUCGACACGCUACAUUCUCGAAUUGAUGAAGUCACUAGUUUUAACACAAAAUGCACAGAGAAAGUAUGCCAGACCAGCCUCAUGGACAUUCCGAACCGAGGAGACACGCCGCGAACUGCCGAAGAAGUAUUCCAAGACGCUCAGACUUUCCUUAGACAAUACUUCGCCUCUAUACGCAGAGAGAAUUCCGAGGCCCACACUGCCCGACUGGAGGAGGUAAAAAGGGAAUUGAAAGAUAAAGGCUCAUACCAACUUAAAACUUCGGAAUUGGUGUUUGGGGCGAAAUUGGCGUGGCGGAAUGCGACGCGAUGCAUCGGCCGAAUACAGUGGAAGAAACUUCAGACAUUCGAUUGCAGAGAAGUUACGACUGCAAGUGGGAUGUUUGAGGCGUUAUGCAAUCAUAUAAAAUAUGCAACGAAUAAAGGCAAUAUAAGGUCAGCAAUAACCAUAUUUCCACAACGUACAGACGGCAAGCAUGAUUAUAGAAUAUGGAAUCCCCAAUUAAUCGGUUACGCAGGAUAUCAAGAGCCGGAUGGAAGUAUUUUGGGUGAUCCAGCACGCGUUGAGUUCACUGAGGUAUGUUUGAAAUUGGGAUGGAAGCCUGCUCGAACAGCAUGGGAUAUACUACCGUUAGUACUAUCAGCAGAUGGUAAAGAUCCGGAGUACUUUGAAAUACCUCACGAAAUUGUCAUGGAAGUGCAGAUCGUGCAUCCCAAAUACGACUGGUUCAAAGAGCUAGGACUGCAAUGGUACGCUUUGCCAGCGGUUUCCAAUAUGAGGUUGGAUUGUGGAGGGUUGGAGUUCACAGCAACUGCCUUCAACGGCUGGUACAUGGGCACCGAGAUCGGCUGCAGGAAUUUCUGCGAUAGCAAUCGUCUCAAUGUUGUUGAGAACGUAGCAAGGCAGAUGGGUUUGGACACGAACUCCUUCGUUUCACUGUGGAAAGACAAAGCGCUAGUGGAGGUGAAUAUAGCGGUACUCCACAGUUAUCUUAGAGAUAAUGUCUCCAUCGUAGACCAUCAUUCCGCCUCGGAACAGUUCCUCAAGCAUCUUGACAAUGAGAAUAAAAGCAGGGGUGGCUGUCCGGCCGAUUGGAUAUGGAUUGUUCCACCGAUGUCGUCUUCCUUAACAUCAGUGUUCCACCAAGAAAUGGCGUUGUAUUACAUAAGACCAUCCUAUGAUUAUCAGGAGCCCGCGUGGAAGACACAUCAGUGGACGAAGUCCGACGGCACUAAAGCGGUGACCAGAAAAUACCAUUUCAAACAGAUAGCCCGCGCUGUUAAGUUCACUUCCAAACUCUUCGGACGAGCCCUCUCUAAGCGCAUCAAGGCGACUAUUCUCUACGCCACGGAGACAGGCAAAUCUGAACAGUAUGCCAAAGAGCUAGGAACCAUUUUCGGCCACGCAUUUAAUGCUCAGGUCCAUUGCAUGUCUGAAUACGACAUGUUCUCUAUAGAGCACGAGACAUUGCUUUUGAUUGUUACAUCUACCUUCGGGAACGGAGAACCCCCUGCAAACGGAGUUGACUUUACUGAACAUCUGUUCCAAAUGUUAUACAACGAGUCUAAAAAUCAAGGAGACCAGACGGGUGAUUUAGGUUCAGGAAAUUUCAAGACACAAACUCCGAAGUCCCUGAUGAGAACUAAUAGUAUGAUGACACCAAGUUUUGAAUAUAAGAGACAGUUAACGAGACUGGAGUCAAACAAAAGCAGUAUAGCUGGAACAUCAACAGCAGAACAAAUAGGACCUCUAAGCAACGUCUGUUUUGCGGUCUUCGCUUUAGGGUCUAGUGCUUAUCCAAAAUUCUGCAAUUUUGGAAAGACAGUCGACAAAGUACUGGGUGAUUUGGGAGGCGAAAGGAUUUUGGAAUUAGCAUGCGGCGAUGAAUUGUAUGGACAGGAGCAACAAUUUAGGACUUGGUCGUCGAAUAUCUUCCAUGUGGCCUGUGAGACGUUCUGCUUGGAUGAAAACGACAUGGUUAAAGAUGCAAAGAAAGCAUUAGGCACUGUUCCAUUAACAGAAGAAACCGUACGAUUUGGUAAACCGACUACAAACCCGACCCUCAAAACAGCCUUGGAAGCAGGGUUUAGAAAACAACUUAUCGUUUGUAAAGUUAAAGAGAACAAGCAUUUGGGUGAUUAUUCCGUCGAUCGAGCAACCAUAUUCGUUGAUAUGGAACCACAAAGUGAAUUCAAGUACGACCCAGGUGACCACGUGGGCGUGAUGGCGUGCAAUCGCAAGGAGAUUGUUGACGCUGUACUGAGCCGGACGAAGGAUGAUGACAAUUACGAUAAACAAGUGCAAUUGCAGGUCAUGAAGGAAACUCUCACGCCUACUGGCGCAGUUAAGACAUGGGAACGACACGAAAGAAUCCCAGCUGUGACAGUACGAGAAAUAUUCACUCGUUUCCUGGAUAUAACAACACCGCCGUCGACGACUGUUCUCAAAUAUCUCGCCAAUUCGUGCACCGAUCAACAAGACGCUGAGAAACUUCUAGAAUUGGCCACGGAUUCCAACAAGUACGAUGACUGGAGGCAUUUUCAUUAUCCAAAUUUAGCUGAAGUGCUCGCGCAAUUUCCUUCGUGCAAACCGCAGGCGUCUCUGUUGGCCGCGCUACUACCGCCCUUACAGCCGAGGUUCUAUUCAAUAUCGUCCUCACCAGUCGCACAUCCGGAGAGAAUCCAUGUCACCGUCGCUAUAGUCGUGUACAACACACAGAAUGGAAAAGGCCCCACACAUUACGGAGUAUGCUCUACGUACCUACAAAGCCUCAAACCAGAUGACGAAGUUUUCGUGUUUAUUAGACGUGCACCAAGCUUCCACAUGCCUAAAGACGUGUCAGCACCGCUUAUCCUAGUCGGACCUGGUUCAGGAGUCGCUCCGUUCCGAGGGUUCUGGCAUCAUAGACGGCACCAGAUGAAAAACCUGGUGCCAAACAAUAAGAAAGCUGGUCAUAUGUGGUUGUUCUUCGGAUGCCGACACAGUGGCAUGGAUUUAUAUAAAGACGAGAAAGAGGCAGCUGUGAAUGAAGGCGUUCUUACUAAGACUAGAUUGGCGCUUUCAAGGGAAAAGGGAAUUGAGAAGAAACACGUGCAAGCUCUUCUAGAAGAAGAAGGAGCCGAAGUAACAAGGAUGUUGUUAGACGAAGAAGGACAUUUCUACGUUUGCGGAGAUUGCAAAAUGGCGGAGGAAGUCCAACAAAAACUAAAAUUCAUCAUUAAAAAACACGCAAAAAUGACUGAGCAGGAAGUUGAAGAAUUUAUUUUCAGUUUAAUGGAUGAAAAUAGAUAUCACGAAGACAUCUUUGGCAUCACCCUGCGUACUGCAGAGGUCCACAGUGCAUCUAGGGAAUUCGCGAAACGGACACGACAAGAGUCUUUGCAAUCGCAAGCUUGAAGCAUUUCGUUUAAAUAAUAUAACAAGGACUGAUAAUAUUAACUGAAGAAAAUUUUAUCACAAGCCAUUUAAUUAAUCUAGAUAUUUGCUUACUGAAUAAGUCUUCAAAUGAUAGAAGCGUUGUGUUGUAAUAUAAGCAUCUAGAUAAUUGGUAAUACUUCAAUCGUUCAUUAAAUAUAAACCGUAAUGACCACAUUAUAAGGUACAUUAAUUUGGAAAUAAUUAAUUAUAUAACGCCUGUCAAAAUGUAAAUUUUACUGUCCUAAUACUUAUUUGAUCUGUGAAAAUCAGCCCAACACAAUAAAAUACACCUAAUUAUAACAGUUCUAAUCACUUAUCGUCUGUAAGUCGUGUAAUUUUAUUUAUGAAUCAGUAAUAACAAGUUUUUGUGCUAUUUUCUACAUGAUAGUAUGAACAUAUAUACAUUUAAAAAGUUUUGGCAUACCAAGCAUCGACGCAAGGCUAUAAGACUAAAUUAUUUGGCCGACUGCCGUGUUAUAGAGAUAUAAUAUGAUACCGUUAAAAUAAUAAAAUUAUUGCAUUAUUUCACUAAUUUUAUUAUAAUUGUAUUUAAAUUAUAGUACUAUAAUCUUAAUUAUACGCAUUUAAUAGCUUAGUCUACACCCUUAAGUUAAAAGAACAGAACUUUUGGUUAGGAAUUUACAUGCCUAACUAAAACAAAGACAAAGUAAAGUAAAGUAACAAAGUAAUUACAUAAAAAAUUUAUAUUGUGCGUUAAUUUUGAAAUAUUUUCAUCGAUUCGAUUAGUAUGUAAUACUUGAUUAUUUAUAACUAAAAGCAUCACAAAAUAAUUGCCUAAAUACAUUUAUGAUGAAGAUUGUCUUUGAUUCGUAGUUCAUCCAGAGAUUAAUCUACGAAAACUCAGAGCAGUUAUUAUUUAGAAGUUAAAUAAUAUUAUAUGCGACCAAUGGCUUAAUAUUUAAGUAUAAUGUAUGUUAAUUAUAAGGUUCAAAACCAUUUUGAACCUUGAGAACAAUAUUAUAAACGUCAUUUUUAUUAAUAUAGAUACAUGAGAAUAUUAUCUAAACUAAUCUAAGUAUUUUAAUUCUACCUAAGUUUAAUUGUUAAGGCUAUUAGUUUAUAUUUUUUAUUGAUACAUUAUUUAAAUUUGUUUGCAUAAAUUCAAGCAGCUUGCGUCAAGUAUACCACAAUUAUUUAUUAAUAAAUCAUGUAUCGAGGAUUUCAUAACAAAGAAGUGUAUGGACAAAACAUCGGUUUUGGAGGAGCGACAGAAAUGUGACAAUAGCAAAACUAAUUGAUUGUAUAUCAAAUAUGUUAUGUUUAGAAAGAUGGGUGUACCAAAUUAUAGCCUUAUACAAUUAACAUCGUAUUACUUUCGACUUCGCCCGCGUGAACAGUCUUUUCUGCUACAAAAUAGCCAUUUUUACCACCAUUUACGCCAUCUAUACCACUAUUUAAAAUCCAUUAUUUUCCAUUUAAGCAAAUUACCGGGAAAAAAGCCUACGUGUUAAUCUAGCACAUGGUUUGCCCUUACGCUAAAUUCCAUCUAAAUCAGUUUAGGUUUCUGUGUUUAGUUCUAACAAGCAUCCAAAUAUGUAGAUAUAGCGAAGUAUAUGGGCGCCACUGUAGAGGAACAGUUGAUUGCGUUGCUCCUUGGAAGAGGAAGAUUUCCAGUCAGAGAUAUUUCGAUUGAUCGGCCCGGCCGCGGCCUACGGUUUCUAUUCGGAGGUGGUAUAUAUAUUGCGCGUCGCGUUAAUGUUGCUAUCAACUUAGUAUUGACUAGUGCCAUCUGUUGUUAACAUUGGGAGUUAUUUCCUAAUUGUCAAUAUCAUUGACAGAUGAGCAGUUAGGUGUUCUAAUUAUCUAUUAUAUUUUGUAGUCCUAGUGAUGUGAUUAGAUGGCGCUGUAUGUUAAUAGUGCCGCCCCACGUCCAAACCUCACAAUCUUUCACAUUUACGAUAUUAGUAAAAAGCAUAUUUUUUUUCAUAUCUUUGUCGCUCCCACAAACACUUUUAUUUGUUAUGAAGCCCUCGAUAUAACUUCCAACCAGUAUUACUAUAUUGUUUAAGUCCUCCACGACAUUUGAAUUAUCUAAGAAAUUUAAUAAAACACAAUAAUUA
Molecule: messenger RNA, 5816 nt
Organism: Manduca sexta (tobacco hornworm)
Lineage: Eukaryota; Metazoa; Arthropoda; Insecta; Lepidoptera; Sphingidae
Gene: NOS1
Product: nitric oxide synthase
Exons: 22
Coding region: 94-3714 (1206 amino acids)
Biological process (GO): nitric oxide biosynthetic process
Molecular function (GO): FMN binding; calmodulin binding; nitric-oxide synthase activity
Source: RefSeq, a predicted model, not a curated record